AUGACCCAGCCUCCCUCGACACAAACCCAAAGUCAAAAUCAGAAGAAAGGACUAUCUCAGAAUGCAAGCCAGCCUCAGUCGUCUUUCGCUGAUGUCUUGGCACGUCUGAAGGAGACUUCGGCGGAGAGUCGCGAGGCCGAGGGAGGUGCGGACCAGUGGGCGCGCCCGAGAUUGCCACGGAUUGAUCCCAAGAAAGAUGCUAUCGUUUUCCAGCAGAUUGACAUUGAGGAUUCAACGGAGUAUGGUGGGGGUCCCACCCUGCGGAUGUUCGGCGUCACACAAGCGGGGAAUUCUGUCCUUGCGCAUGUUACCGACUUUCACCCCUAUUUCUAUGUUGCGGCUCCGCGCGGUUUCUUGACAGACGAUAUUGGAGCAUUUCGCUCAUAUCUGAAUAAUCACGCAUCUGGUGGAUCAGUUCGAGAUGUCUCCUUAGUCUACAGGCGAUCUCUUUGGGGUUAUCGAGGAGAUGAAAAAGUGCCCUUCAUCCGCAUUGAAGUGUCCGACCAGCGCAGCCUUCCGAAAACCAGAGAUAAGUGGCUCUUCAAUUCAUUUCGUGGCGAAUGCCACUUCAAUAACCUGUUCAAGACAGAUAGCGUUUCUACAUACGAGUCCAAUAUUGCCUAUGUGCUGCGGUUUAUGAUCGAUGCGAAGAUUGUAGGUAUGAACUGGGUGGAACUACCAGCAGGAGGCUAUACCAUUAUGCAGGAGAAGGACAAAAAGUCGCACUGUCAGCUGGAAGUUUCUGUCAAAUGGGAUAAGAUUGUUUCGCACCAGGCCGACGGCCCAUACUCGCACACUGCUCCGCUGCGGAUUCUGAGCUUUGAUAUUGAGUGCGCGGGCCGUAAGGGUAUUUUCCCGGAGCCGCAGGUCGAUCCAGUCAUUCAGAUUGCUAGCAUGGUCACCAGACAAGGCGAAACUCACCCGUUCAUUCGAAACGUCUUCACUCUUUCCACCUGUUCACACAUUGUUGGCUCGCAGGUGCUUUCCUUCGAUUCGGAAGUCGACAUGCUCAAUGCGUGGCGAGACUUUGUCAACGAGAUUGACCCUGAUGUUAUCAUUGGGUAUAACAUCGCAAACUUCGACCUGCCGUACUUGAUUGACAGAGCCAUCGCAGUCAAGGCGAAGGACUUUCCGAUGCUGGGACGGAUGAUUGAGGUGAAGGCGCAGACGAAGGAGACCCAUUUCUCAUCCAAGGCCUUCGGUCAGCGGGACUCGAAGGAAACGGCUCUCGACGGCCGUCUGCAGAUCGAUAUCCUGCAAUAUAUGCAGCGUGAGCAUAAACUGCGGUCAUACACUCUCAACUCCGUCUGCGCACAGUUCCUCGGCGAGCAGAAGGAGGAUGUACAUCACUCGGUCAUUACUGAGCUCCAAAACGGUGGCCCCGAGAGUAGACGGCGUCUCGCAGUCUACUGUCUGAAAGACGCCUACUUGCCUCAACGCCUCAUGGACAAGCUGAUGUGCUUUAUUAACUACAUUGAGAUGGCGCGUGUGACUGGUGUCCCGUUCAACUACCUGCUCUCCCGAGGACAGUCGAUCAAAGUACUUUCGCAACUAUUCCGAAAAGCCAAUGAGGAAGAAUACGUGGUGCCCGCCCUUAGAGGCGAAGGGACUGAUGAGCAGUACGAGGGCGCUACGGUCAUUGAGCCACACAAAGGUUACUACAAGGCCCCCAUUGCCACCCUAGACUUCGCCUCCCUGUACCCCUCGAUUAUGAUGGCCCACAACCUCUGCUACACUACUCUCCUCGACAAAGGAACCAUCGAUAGGCUGGGCCUGGAGAAGGAUGUGGACUACAUCCAGACGCCCAACAAUGAUUUCUUCGCCACAGCGAAGCGACGCAAGGGUCUCCUUCCGAUUAUUCUUGAGGAUCUAAUCUCUACACGUAAGCGUGCUAAGGCCGACCUCAAGAAAGAGACGGACCCCUUCAAGCGGGCUGUCCUGGACGGUAGACAGCUGGCUUUGAAGAUCAGUGCUAACUCUGUGUAUGGCUUCACUGGAGCGACCAUCGGCAAACUGCCAUGCCUUCCAAUCUCGUCUAGUACAACAGCUUUCGGUCGACAAAUGAUUGAGAAGACGAAGCAGGAGGUCGAGGCAGAGUAUUGCAUCGCUAACGGGCACGCGCAUGACGCGGAGGUCAUAUAUGGUGACACAGAUUCUGUGAUGGUCAAAUUUGGACCGACAGACCUGGAGACGGUCAUGCAGCUCGGUGCGUCGCAAGCUGCGGAGUUUGUCACGCAGAAGUUCAUUAAGCCAAUCAAGCUCGAAUUCGAGAAAGUAUACUUCCCGUACUUGCUCAUCAGCAAGAAGCGGUACGCUGGCUUGUACUGGACACGACCGGAUAAGUACGACAAAAUGGAUACCAAAGGCAUCGAGGCGCGUACUGUCCGGCGAGAUAACUGUCGAUUGGUUUCCACUGUCAUCUCGACCUGUCUCAAUAAGAUGCUGAUCGACCGAGAUGUUGAUGGCGCGAUUGAGUACACUAAGCAAAUCAUUUCUGAUUUGCUCCAGAACAAGGUCGACAUGUCGCAGCUGGUGAUUACAAAGGCUUUAGCCAAAGCAGACUAUGCCGGAAAGCAGGCCCAUGUCGAACUAGCCGAGCGGAUGAAGCAACGCGACGCAGGUUCCGCGCCGAACGUGGGGGACCGAGUCGCAUAUGUCAUCAUCAAAGGCGCGAAGGGCGCGGCGGCCUACGAGAAGUCUGAAGAUCCUAUCUUUGUCUUGGAGAAUAACAUGCCUAUCGACACGAAGUACUACCUCGAGAACCAGCUCUCGAACCCGCUUAUGCGUAUUUUCGAGCCCAUCCUUGGCGAGAAAGCCAGCUCUUUGCUUUCUGGCGAUCACACGCGGACGAUUCAGAUUGCCACACCAACAGUGGGCGGCCUCAUGAAGUUCGCCGUUAAGACGGUGACUUGCAUGGGUUGCAAGACACAGUUGAAACCUAGCAACAGUGUGUCGAACGGCGCGGUGUGCAACAACUGCCGCCCUCGUAUCAACGAGUUUUACCAGAAACAGGUGACGAACGUGUCCGAUCUACAGGUCCGAUUCUCGCGCCUCUGGACACAGUGCCAGCGGUGCCAGGGAUCGCUUCAUCAGGAUGUCCUGUGCACGAGCAAGGACUGCCCAAUAUUCUACAUGCGCAAGAAGGCGCAAAAGGAUGUCGAGGAUGCCUCCGCGGUACUUGAACGAUUCGACAAUGAGAUGUGGUAA
Phanerochaete carnosa HHB-10118-sp is the source of this 3207-nucleotide messenger RNA. RefSeq lists its product as uncharacterized. Gene Ontology annotation, biological process: DNA-templated DNA replication; DNA replication proofreading; nucleotide-excision repair, DNA gap filling. The transcript has 18 exons. Gene Ontology annotation, molecular function: 3'-5'-DNA exonuclease activity; nucleotide binding; DNA-directed DNA polymerase activity. The coding region runs from base 1 to 3207 and encodes 1068 amino acids. The record is from RefSeq and is a predicted model, not a curated record. Gene Ontology annotation, cellular component: delta DNA polymerase complex. NCBI's taxonomy places the organism in Eukaryota, Fungi, Basidiomycota, Agaricomycetes, Polyporales, Phanerochaetaceae.